CAAGUUUACCGAGUCCAUUGGCUGAGGGCAAAGGCACUAUGGGAUCGAUGGAGGGAGGAAAUGCUAUUGGUCAAAUUGGAGAUGGAUUGGACAUGUAAGUUCUUUUUGUGGAAAACAACCCAAUGGGGCGAGCACAUGCAGGAAUCAUUGGAGAAACACCUUCCAGGUCAUGGAUGCUACGCCGGAAGGCAAUCCCAAAUGUAUUCAUUGCUGGCACAGGAUGCGCAGGCAGCUUUUCAAGACCUACAAAAUGUGUUGAUAGAGGCUGGAGAUGAAUGA
Suillus fuscotomentosus is the source of this 279-nucleotide messenger RNA. RefSeq lists its product as uncharacterized. Lineage: Eukaryota; Fungi; Basidiomycota; Agaricomycetes; Boletales; Suillaceae. The annotation marks the transcript as partial. The record is from RefSeq and is a predicted model, not a curated record. The transcript has a single exon.